GGUUCCGGGGCGGGUGGGCGGCGCAGGGCCCGCGGCCAUGGCGCGGCGACAGAAGGCGAAGACGGCGGCCGCGGGCAAGCGCGGGGCUCCCGCCGCGCUCCCCAGCCCGGCCCCCUCCUCGGAGGACGAGGCGGACGAGGCCCCGGAGGAGGUGCCCUUCGGCGUGGCGAGGGAGGCGGCCGAGGCCGAGCGGCAGCUCGUGGGGGAGGCGGCCCGGAGGCACCGGGAGCUGCAGAAGGAGAAGCGGCGGCGGCACCAGGAGCUGUUCGCGGAGCAGAAGAAGCGCAGGCUGCUGCCCGAGGCGGUGCUGCAGGAGCUGCAGGAUGCGUCCGCACGGCCCGCAGAGCAUGCUGCGGCAGAUGACCCAGUUACUCUAGGUGAAGAACUUGAAGAUGGGGCUGCACAGCUGGCACAAGGCCAGGCCCAAGGGCAAGGCCAAGCUGAAGUGCAGGAGAAGAAAGGCAAGAGGAACAAGGGUGCCAGGACAAAAGGAAACUACAUGGCUGUGUGCUUAAAAGACCACAGUGCAACAGGCCUCCACCAGCAGCUUGCCAGAGACUUUCUAAAUGCUCAGCUCUAUGGGCCACACACCAACCGUGUACAGGCAAAUGAAUUUUUUUCCCUUGCAAACAAGAAAGAUCCAGUGAAAAAAGCCGCAGUUCAGUUUGUGGACAAGUCUUGGGGGCAAGAUAAAAAGGAAAAAGCAGCAAGGUUUAAGAAACGUUGGCUGGCAACACAGAUUAAAAAUGGAGUCUGAAGACAGCUUUUUCAGAAGAUGCUGCCAAGGACUUUUACUGACAGUUGAUCUCUACACAACGGAGGUGCCUUUUCUCCCCUUCACUGUCACUUUGCUUUGAGCUCCAGCCAUCAGAAGGUACCAAGCUGUACCUGAUCAGACUUCCCUGUUCUCUCCCCUCCGUGAAGUUCUUGGGGGAGCUACAGAGCAGCCAGGCCAGUGUGGUAGAACAGCUGGUGCUAGGACCAGGCUUGCUGAGCUGCCUCCAUGAGGCAAUGCCCAUGCAGAGAAUAAAGAUGAGCAAUGUUUUA
Corvus hawaiiensis (hawaiian crow) is the source of this 1047-nucleotide messenger RNA. It is a transcript of the gene NOL7, whose product is annotated as nucleolar protein 7. The transcript is spliced from 8 exons. The record is from RefSeq and is a predicted model, not a curated record. Gene Ontology annotation, molecular function: RNA binding. Gene Ontology annotation, cellular component: nucleus. Lineage: Eukaryota; Metazoa; Chordata; Aves; Passeriformes; Corvidae. The coding region runs from base 38 to 757 and encodes 239 amino acids.